AUGGACAGCAACGAACCCUACAACGAAUGGUCAAAGCACAUCCACGCCGUCAUCACCUUCCUCAAACCCUUCUUCAACGACUGGCGCAGCUAUGUCUCCCUCAUAUCCAUGCUUCUCGGCAUCGGAGUCCUUGUUAUGGAGAACCAAGUCCUCCUUCGCAUGCGAAUGGGCCGCUGGGAGAUUGGUGGUUACAUCGUCUGGUGUCUUAUAUCUUCGGUACUGGGACCCGUCUUUGAUAUCAUUGUCAUGAUAGGCCUCUUUGUCUACUGCCGGCGCAAGAGUUCACGGAUGCAUAUCACAAACGAGUCGAUUGCCAAAGCCCUACUCCCAGCACCAGUGGCAAGGAACUAUCGAUUCAUGGGAGGCGUGUGCAUCGUGGCGACUCUUCUCACCCUCGUAUCCAACAUCUUGUACAUGCUCCGUGGCUGGAAGGGCGAAUCCUCACAGUCAUUCUCUUGGCUUUCGGAUGGCGUGCGCUGGAUGACCAGUCAGAUCUGGUACGCGAUCGGGAUGAUCUUUUUGUUCCAUGUUGUCACCCGCCCUGCUCAGAGCGGUGUUGUCAUCUUUGGAAAGUUCCCCCGAGACCUCUGGUCCUACAAGUGGUAUUUGUGCAUAUUGUACGUGCCUGUCCAUUACAUGCUGCUGGAACUCUGCAACGUGCACCGGGACACGAGACACAUUCUGAUUCCUCUGGAGAUUGUUGUCGACAUCACGCUGUACAAUGGCCCUUUCUUGGUUGUGCUGUUGAGAUUGUUGUACUUGGCGUGGAAGGUUGCCUAUGACGAGGCGGUGCUGACAGGCGCUAUCUUUGAAGACGAUUCGACACCUGGACCUAUGGAGGGUACCUUCUCGGGAGGAUCGUCACGUCGUGGCGGUCCCAGCAGUCGACCUGGUGCAGGAGGGUAUGUUGGUCUGGCGAUGGUUGAUAUGGACGAAGCAGAGCGCGGGCAUGGUCGAGGUUCUUCUGGAGAUGAUGAGGUUGGAUCUCAUGCCAAGUCGGGAGAUGCCACGGGAGAUGUUCGUGCACAAGGACAACAGGAUCGUGGUCAACAGCAACAGCAACAUCAGGAUGAUGAUGAGGACGUGUAUGUGCUGGAGGAUGACGAUGAUGAUGAGCUGCAGCCUGCAUUGUCUGCGUCAGCGCCUUCUUCGCCGGCACGGCGGAGUCCUGUGAGAAGCCCUGUCAAGGGUACCAAAAGUCCGUUGAAAAAGAAUGUAGUGUUUGAUUUGGACUCUUCGACUGAGGAUGACGGGCAUUCGUCAGGACAGCAGCAUGGAUCGUUUGUUUGA
Linnemannia hyalina is the source of this 1290-nucleotide messenger RNA. NCBI's taxonomy places the organism in Eukaryota, Fungi, Mortierellomycota, Mortierellomycetes, Mortierellales, Mortierellaceae. The record is from the annotation of a GenBank genome assembly.